GCGCAAUCUCUCAUUGACCUGAACUAUCCAUUACCCAUAACGCACCGCGGUCGUUCUCAGUGAUUAAAACAUGGCGGCGAGGGCACCAGUGGCGACAGGCAGGCUCCUGGUUGGAUUCCGCAAGUGGUACUAUAACCUGUGUGGCUUCAACAAGAUUGGUUUAAUGCGUGAUGACACAAUCCUCGAGGAUUCAGAUGUGAAAGAGGCCCUGAGGAGGCUUCCCGAGCACCAGUACAAUGACAGGAUGUUCAGGGUCAAGAGAGCCCUGGAUCUCUCCAUGAAGCAGCAGAUCCUCCCAAAAGAGCAGUGGACGAAAUAUGAAGAGGAUGACCAUUACCUGACACCAUAUCUGGAGGAGGUGAUCCGUGAGAGGAAAGAAAAAGAGGAAUGGAUGAAGAAAUAGAUGGUUCCUGGUCAAAGCUGUUAAUCCUCGUCUUCAGUCGGUGCAUGGUUGUCCCCUGGUGUUAUAUUUAAAAUGAAAUCUUACCUAUAUAAAACUGCUAAUUAAAAAAAUUGUACAUUUUA
This is a messenger RNA of Sebastes umbrosus (honeycomb rockfish), 525 nucleotides long. RefSeq names its product cytochrome b-c1 complex subunit 7 (gene uqcrb). The record is from RefSeq and is a predicted model, not a curated record. The coding region runs from base 71 to 403 and encodes 110 amino acids. NCBI's taxonomy places the organism in Eukaryota, Metazoa, Chordata, Actinopteri, Perciformes, Sebastidae. The transcript has 4 exons. Gene Ontology annotation, biological process: mitochondrial electron transport, ubiquinol to cytochrome c.